Molecule: messenger RNA, 543 nt
Organism: Prorocentrum cordatum
Lineage: Eukaryota; Dinophyceae; Prorocentrales; Prorocentraceae
Source: the annotation of a GenBank genome assembly
AUGGCGGGCAAGAAGCACCAGGGGGCGGGGGCAGGUCAGGCGGAACACGGUCGCGGGCCGAAGGCGCUGUGGAGGUUUCUGUUCGACUUGCCAGUCGGCUGCGUCAAGCUCGCGCUGCUUCUCUCGUGCUGCCUGUGGGCGUACAGGAUCCGCCUGGCGGGCGUGCACAUUUACGGCUACCAGAUCCACGGCUACGACCCCACCUUCAAUUGGCACGCCGCACGCUAUUUGGCGAAGCACGGCUGGCAUUCAGAGGAUGGAAAAGGUACCGAUACCGCUAUCCUUCCCUGUUAUGUUUUUGUUGGGGGGGGCCUCCUAGGAGGCCUUCGUCGCGACGGCCUGACUCUGCCUCAGACUUUGGUCGGAACGCCACCUCGGGAUGAGUGCGCACGGGGAGUGGUGGUAUCGGAUUUUAACAGUUUACAGUCGACCCGCAGAGUAAGGAUGGGCAUCCCUCCCAAGGGUACCCUUGCAUCCUUGCUUCCUGGGUCCAUCCUUGGAAACUUUCGUUGGCCGCGCCCCGCUCGAAACGCUUCGAAAUGA